GUCACAGACAUGGACAGGGAGCAGAAACCUUGCGCAGUCGCACUGGAACCUUGAUUGGUCUGAACAGGCUGACGGUGCAGCUGGCCAGACUGAUAGGCCCGAAUAAGCUGCCCUAACGGCUGCAGAACUGAUCUUAGGGCCACUCUGUGAUCCUGGUCCCACCCAUUAGUGUUAUAGAAUUAUUACCCUCACUGUGCUACAUUGCCGCCGAAUGGAAAACGCCGUCUAUGACUGGUGACGCCCUGCAGCUCCAGAAGCCUUUCCUUUGUUUUUAGUCGUCCACGGACCCCGACCUGAGCCGAUGAUGCGCCGCCUCUGUCGCUCCCCUGAUUCCUUUCCCCCUUUUGGGGCGACCAAUGACGACAUCCCAACCCAUGUCGCUUUUCUCCAGGAUUUCUAGCUGAUGAGAGAGCGCUCUCCCCUCUCUUUCCUGACAAUAUCUCAAACCCCCAGAGCAUUUUAUGAUCGCAGAAGCAGAACAUGGCUCAACACACAGCAGACAAGAGAGAGGACAUGGAAACCGGUGUAAAGAAACAAUCUAGCCAUGACUACGACGCCGAACAUGCUCACAAGGAGCAUGGAAGCGGACGAGGGAUGCUGGCAAGGUCUGCCACGCGUAUCCACACGAAAAAAUCACUCCUGGGAUGUGGUUUUGUAGCGCGCACAUUUAAUCAGGGUCAAGGGCCCCGUUCGGAGCAAGAUUCCGAGCCCAAUCCGGAGCGCGCAUCGCAUCGCAAAAACAAGUCAAAAUCCGGGGGUUCGCCUCCUAUAAAGCCAAGCCAAAUUAUGGACGAACACCCGGGGCCCAACCCUGCCGAGCUAGGGGACCCGGAAGGCGUGCACCCGUCAACCAAGGUCGAACCCGCGCCGAAUCCUCGUACUCGUGACGGUAAAGUUAAGCAGAUGGAGAGCCACAUCGUUGCCUUGGCGAGAGGAAUCACCGAAUUAGACAAUGAUCGCAAACGACUGCAAGCGCAAGUUCGCUCGGCAAGGAGCGGCUCCUGGGUCACCAAAAGCAGUCGGCAGAUACGCGAAGAACUGUCGAGUUUUGAGGCAGCAAUGCGACAUUGGGCCGAAAAUUAUAGCGUCGGUGAGAUACGUGCGCUUGAUAGGUUGCCGAUCGAGGAGAAGGACGCCAUCCUGGAACGGCUGAGUGGAUAUUGCGCACAGGUGGAUUGGACCACACUCAUUGAGAAGGCGUCUACGAUGGCAGACAACAUCCCAGCUCUUCUUAUGCAGGCUCUGCUAGCCAAAGAUAUCUUCGGAACAAUCUUUGCCAACCCCUUCUUUGCCUUCGGGGAGUCUAAAGAACCCUCCACGGCGCACGCUUCCCAAACAUUAUCUUUUCUAUACGCAUCGAUGCUGGACGUCAACAAGGAAGAAGCCCAUAUCUGGCGUUCGCAAACUCUUCGGCUUUUGGCCACACCUCCCCCGAACUCUGUGCACAAUGCACCGUUGCGCGCGAAGGUGGAAGCUAUAACUAGUGAGCUUGCGGUUGAAUUCCUCGCGGGUCCUGUUCAGUUACUCUUCCGACACAGAAAUGAUUCAUGGGCGAUCCAGCGCAACCAGGAACUCUACCAGCUUUACCAGACCGCUGGCGAAUUGGCCAUCUCCCUGUGGACGCAGCGAUCCUUCAUGCGGUGUUACUGUAUGGAUGAGCUCCCCAUAUUUCGGGCAGAGCAUCCGGUAAUGAGCGCACAUGCCCUUCAUCGUCCACGUGGGGACGACACAAGAUUAGACGGUAAGAAUGCUUUGAUCAUAGUUCAUCCGGCCAUUGUUGCCUUCGGGAAUGAAUAUGCGGAGCAUUAUGACCUGUGUAAGGUUUGGGCUAAGGGUAUUAUCCUGGUGGAUGAACAUGCGUGAUGCGAAGGCUAUGAUGGAUAUCAACGCUAUCUGACGAGAAUAUUUACAGUGUAACAUACUUAAUUAUAAUGCAUACCCCAAUACAUUCUUCGCCUUGGGCUUUGACAGAUCCAGGUGACUGCAAUGAAUUACCAAUUGGUGAAGUGCUACUCUUGGACGAGAAAGAACUCGUAUCCGGAAUCUCACUCGAUCUUUGCCUCUGCCUGUAGUGUCAGGUCACCUAUAUACCCCCCCGGUUGAAUACACAAGGGGGUACCCUGUUCAAAGAAGACUGCAUAAUGUUUCUAAUUUAUGCUGAUCAGCGAUCGCCCUGAAGGCUUGAGCAAAGCCACCCGCCGAUCCUUGGUUAUUAUAUAUGCUUAAUGCUAGUGGCUAAGCCUACCAUGCUAUA
Molecule: messenger RNA, 2254 nt
Organism: Aspergillus pseudonomiae
Lineage: Eukaryota; Fungi; Ascomycota; Eurotiomycetes; Eurotiales; Aspergillaceae
Exons: 4
Coding region: 481-1863 (460 amino acids)
Source: RefSeq, a predicted model, not a curated record